AUGAAGGUGCUCCAUGGUAAAUACGGAGUGGAAGAGGUAAAGUAUAACGACGAGGAUCACGUCCUUGUCAGGGACGACGAUGUCCUUCUCAGCUAUUCGGGCGACGAGCCCACCCUGGAGAGCAUCCAGAUGCCGAGGGGGAAGGUGCUGCUAAAGCUGCUGGACGACAAGGAAGAAUCACAAGGUGGUAUUCUGCUGUCAAAGGGGGCUGCGAAGCCCGAUACGACGAUCGGCGAGGUCGUUGCUGUCGGUGAGGAUGCUCUCGACCGCUUGGGCAAGCCCAUCGCCACGGACCUUGCUGUCGGAGACACUGUUCGUUUCCGUUUCGGCAAUGAGGUCAAGCUCGACCUUGGAAAAUCCGAGUUCCGCUCCGUGGACGUGUCCGAGUGCGCGCCUAGCGAAGUGGAAGUCCCAGUGAGCCAUCACUGGCAGUGCUUGGGCCACAGCCCGUUGCGGCCCUUACCGCGGCUGCGUUUCCGAAGUCGGCGGCAGGCCAAUUUUGAUGGCGGCCUCGUGUUUUCUGCACGCUGGCAUCUACUCGGCCAGCUCAUGCCUUCCCCACUUCAGAGCAUCGGUGAAGACGGGAAAGUCUUUCAGAGUUGGUCGGAAGUAGAGCGUAAAGGGCACAAGGCACUUCUUGGAGGCCCCGAGAUCUUCAAGGAAGGCGCAGGCGAAGACCGAGGCGAAUUCGCCCGGCUGCAGGCCUUCAUCGGAGCUAUAGCUAUUGGCGACAUGGUGAAGUCCACCCUGGGACCAAAAGGCAUGGACAAGAUCCUGCAGCCUGCUGGCCAGGGACCCGGGUCCAACGCCACUGUGACCAACGAUGGAGCCACGAUCCUGAAGUCCGUAUGGAUCGACAACCCUGCAGCCAGGAUUUUGGUCGACAUCUCCAAGACACAGGAUCAGGAAUGUGGUGAUGGCACGACAUCAGUUGUGGUGCUUGCAGCUGAGAUGCUGCGAAAUGCACAGAAUCUAGUGGAGGCGAAGAUGCAUCCACAGGUCAUCAUCCGAGGCUACCGCAUGGCUUUGGCAGUCGCUCGGGCCAAGCUAGAAGCAUUGGCAAUGGACAACGGCAGCGAUCCUGUGAAAUUUCGCGAGGACCUCCUGAGGAUAGCAAGGACCACUCUGAGCUCCAAGCUGCUACAGCACGAGAAGGACCAUUUUGCGACGCUGGCCGUCGAUGCAGUUCUUCGUCUGGGUGGCAAGCCCAAUUUGGACUACAUCCAGGUGCUGAAAAAGCCCGGGGCCUCCCUGAAGGACUCCUUCCUGGAGGAGGGGUUCAUCCUGGAGAAGAGGAUUGGUGUUGGCCAUAAGAAGCUGCUCGAAGAUUGCAAGGUUCUGGUGGCAAACUGUCAAAUGGACACGGACAAAAUCAAGAUCUAUGGUGCCCGGGUGAAGGUGGACUCCCUGGAAGCCGUGGCGGAGAUCGAGCAAGCCGAGAAGGAGAAGAUGAAGGCAAAGAUAGAGAAGAUCGCCGCACACAAGUGCAAUGUCUUCAUCAACCGGCAGUUGAUCUACAACUAUCCUGAUCAGUUGCUCAAGGAUUCGGGGGUCAUGGCGAUCGAGCAUUCGGACUUCGAUGGUUCCGAGCGCUUGGCCGCUGUUCUCGGAGCAGACAUUGUCUCCACUUUUGAUAACCCAGAGCUAACGACGCUUGGCACGUGCAAAAAGAUCGAAGAGAUCAUGAUUGGGGAAGACAAGGUCAUCAAGUUCUCUGGCUGCUCCAAAGGCGAAGCUUGCACCAUCGUGCUGCGAGGCAGCUCCACGCACGUCUUGGACGAGGCCGAACGCUCCCUGCACGAUGCCCUGGCAGUGCUGUACCAGACAGUGCAGGAGACGCGAGUCGUUUGGGGCGGCGGUGCCAUGGAGAUGGCCAUGGCGCAGGAGGUGCAGCAGAAGCUCACAGAGGUGGGCGGCAAGGAGAGCGCAGCCAUGGAGGCUUUUGGCAAAGCCUUGACGCAGAUCCCAGUCAUCCUCGCCGACAAUGCUGGCCUGGAUUCGGCGGAGCUGGCGGGGCAGUUGCGAGCAGCGCACGCCAAAGGAGAGCACUCCACCGGCUUGGAGUUCACCUCUGGCUCUGGUGGCGUGGCUGACAUGAAGCAGCUGGGCAUCAUGGAGUCCUUCAGGAGCAAGAUGUCGCAGCUCUGCUCUGCUGCAGAGGCGGCAGAGAUGAUCAUCCGAGUGGAUGACAUCAUCAAGAACGCGCCACGGCAGCGCGAUGGCUGA
Symbiodinium sp. CCMP2592 is the source of this 2226-nucleotide messenger RNA. Lineage: Eukaryota; Dinophyceae; Suessiales; Symbiodiniaceae. The record is from the annotation of a GenBank genome assembly.